Molecule: messenger RNA, 1011 nt
Organism: Trachymyrmex cornetzi
Lineage: Eukaryota; Metazoa; Arthropoda; Insecta; Hymenoptera; Formicidae
Exons: 3
Coding region: 1-609 (202 amino acids)
Biological process (GO): DNA recombination; DNA integration
Molecular function (GO): DNA binding
Source: RefSeq, a predicted model, not a curated record
AUGUGUCCGAGUGAUAGUGAUAGUGAAGAUGUAUCCAAUGAUGUGCCACCUGAAAUACUGAAGACAGCAAAAGAAAUCGCCUUUAAUUCUUUACCAAAGAUUUCUAAACAAAAAUAUACAAAAGAAUAUAACGAAUUUAAAAUAUGGCGAAGUACAAAGAACACCACAUCAUUCGCAGAACCCAUUUUAUUAGUGUAUUUUAAUAAAAUAGCAAAGAAGUUCGCUUCAUCGACAAUAUGGUCUAAAUUUUCUAUGCUAAAAGCAACGAUUAAAGCUUACAAUAAUAUUGAUAUCGGCACCUAUCCGCAAUUGAUUGCAUUUCUAAAAAAUAACAAUGCAGGAUAUAAACCAAAAAAAUGUAGUAUAUUUACAACAAUUGACGUAUCGAAAUUUCUUGAUGAAGCACCGGAUGCAGAAUAUCUUAUUAUGAAGGCAUUGCUAGUUAUUGGACUUUCUGGUGCUUGUAGAAGAGAGGAAUUGGCUAAUAUAUGCAUGGAAGACAUACAAGAUCAUAAGUCAUUCGUUUUCAUAACAUUGCCGAAAACCAAAAAUAAGACCGUGAGAACGUUUACGGCCAUUCAUUCCGAAGAUCGUCUGCCACUAUACUAGUUGACGCAGGAGAAGAUAUUUCCACGUUAAAAAGACACGGUGGAUGGAAAUCCAACACAGUAGCCGAAAGUUACAUAGAAGAAUCAUUGGCAAACAAAAAAGCAAUUAGCCAUCGUAUUGAAAGCGCAAUACCGUCUACGUCUAAAAAUUCAAAGCGUUUAAGGCUCGAUAAUAAUACAAUAGAUAAAUCCACAACAAAUGCAAUGAAGAAAUGCACAGUGUAUUUUGAUAAUACAUUCUAUGCAAACCCGUCAGAAAAUAGUAUAGUUAUCGAAAAUAGUCCCGCAGUAACUCCCCGGGCCCCCCCCGCCACUCCCGAAAUACCUACCAAGCAAUGCGCAAAUGAAAACAAUAUAAAUAUAUUGAAUGUCAAAAAUCAAAAUACUACUGUAACUGAAAGUA